Molecule: messenger RNA, 513 nt
Organism: Symbiodinium natans
Lineage: Eukaryota; Dinophyceae; Suessiales; Symbiodiniaceae
Source: the annotation of a GenBank genome assembly
AUGGUUGCACAGGCGCAUGCUGGGGAGGUGUUUCCUUCUUCUCCUGCUCACUUCUUCUACGCCGCCACCCACGACUCUUCCCAGGCCGACCUCAGCCGCGUGUACGCGAGCAGGCUCAAUGCAGAUGCCACCGAAGUCUGCAAGGUUCUGGAAGAGCUUCGCCAGCACGCCCUGGCGAGGUUGCAGGCCAAAGCAGCCCCCGUCGCAACGCCCCAAGCCUCCAGCCACGGGGCCCCGAUUGGCAGCGGUGAUACCGUCACGCUGCUGGGCAAGGUGCUUGGAGCUUCCUCCACGCACCACCGCGAGCUGAGGCUGCAGGUGAAAUCUGCACAAACGGGAGAAGAGGUUCGCCGGCAGCUGUGUCAAGAGCUGGGCCUCUCCAAUGUCAAGGUCAUAGCGGGGGGCAAGACCUUGCAGGACGGCGCAACGCUGUCCGAUCAGGGCUGGCGCGCGGAUCCUGCUUGUGGCGUGCUGCGCGUGCUGCUGCUCCCAGGCAAAGCCUUUGUGGCGUGA